AUGGGAGGAGGGAAGGACAAGCAUGACGAGAGCGACAAGGGGCUCUUCUCAAACAUGAUGCACGGCGCCGGUGGCCAUGGGUACCCCCACCAGGGAUACCCACACCAGGGAUACCCUCCGCAGGGCUACCCGCCACCACCAGGAGCAUACCCGCCUCCGCCAGGGGCAUAUCCUCCUCCGCCUGGGGCGUACCCACCUCCACCUGGGGCAUACCCACCACAACAUGGGUACCCUCAGCCGGGUGGCUACCCUCAGCCGGGUGGCUACCCACCGCAAGGUGGAUAUCCUCCUGCAGGCUACCCUGGCUCAUCUCACCAGGGCUAUGGGAGCAGCCAUGGUGGGAGCCACAUGGGGAUGGGGACAGUUCUAGCAGGAGGUGCUGCCGCCGCCGCAGCUGCUUACGGAGCACACAAGCUUUCCCAUGGCCAUAGUGGGCACGGUGGACAUGGGGUCUUUGGAGGCUAUGGUCAUGGUGGUUACGGCCAUGGCUACGGUGGGCACGGCAAGUUCAAGCAUGGUCACGGCCACCACGGCAAGUUCAAGCAUGGUCAUGGCAAGUUCAAGCAUGGCAAACAUGGGCACGGCAUGUUCGGCGGCAAGUUCAAGAAGUGGAAGUGA
This is a messenger RNA of Miscanthus lutarioriparius, 618 nucleotides long. NCBI's taxonomy places the organism in Eukaryota, Viridiplantae, Streptophyta, Magnoliopsida, Poales, Poaceae. The record is from the annotation of a GenBank genome assembly.